CCUCGAUUUAAACGGCCGCAUUUUGCCCCACAUUUCCCACAACCUUUUUGAUAUCAGAUCUCGACUCUACCCGCCCGAACGGUGAACAAGUCCUGCAAACCUUCCCUAUAACAAUCACAAUCAUGUCUGACCUCAACUCCUGGGAAGACGACCCUGCCGCGCAGGACGAGAAUCUCUCGCGGCAGACGCAACAAAUGAACCUAAACAAUCAACAACAGCAGCAACAAGGUGGCAGCUUCCGCCCAGGCGCACAAUCCUUCCAGCCCGGAGCGCAAUCUUUCCAACCAGGUCAGAACUUCCAACAAUAUGGCGGUGGAUAUGAUCAAUACGGUCAGAACUACUACAACAACCAAGGUGGGCAAGGCUACGGUGGCUAUCCUCAGUAUGGUCAACAAAGUGGUGGUUACAAUCAGUACCAGCAAGGGGGCUACAACGCAGGGUACAAUCAAGGAGGAUACAAUCAACAAUAUGGUCAGCAAUACCCGGGCUACGCUCAGCAACCCCAAGCAGCGACAACCGCACAACAACCCCUUCGCCAGACUCCUACGAUUGCGAAACGACCAGCAGAAGGCUCUUCGAGCUCUGCAGAUCUAAACAAGCCUAUCACAGUCAAGGAUGGAGCCCCUAAAGUUUUGAGCAUAGGUGGAGAUGCGCCGAAGGCCAAGGCCAAGGUUCUCUCUAUCGGCGCUCCAACUGCAGCAUCCACAAAGAAAGACUCCGCCGCUACCGCUGCUUCCAAAGCCCCCGCUGAAGCUGGAGCCAAGGUCACAGCUGCCAAAGCAAUCGAGAAGACAGAGAAGAGUACCGCUUCUGACAGCGGGAAGACAUCGCCAACACCGUCGUCAGGUAGAUCAAGUCCCUCAAGAGCUGCUGCUAAGAUCCCGGCUCGUGAGGUUGACGCCGUUGAGAAAGAACAAGCUGCCGAUGUGGACGAUGAGACAUUGAAGGAGAUCUAUGGCAAGGAGCAUGUCAACAUCAUCUUCAUUGGACACGUCGAUGCUGGCAAAUCUACCCUCGGUGGUGCUAUUUUGGUGUUGAGUGGUAUGGUGGACGAGCGAACCUUAGAAAAGUACAAGAAGGAGGCGAAGGACAUGGGCCGAGAGAGUUGGUGGCUUUCUUGGGCAUUGGAUCUUACGAAGGAAGAGAGAUCUAAGGGAAAGACCGUCGAAGUCGGACGAGCAUUCUUCGAGACUGAGAAGCGACGAUACAGCAUUCUCGAUGCACCAGGCCAUAAAACGUAUGUUCCAAGUAUGAUUGGAGGCGCUUCACAGGCAGAUGUGGGAAUUCUGGUCAUUUCUGCUCGAAAAGGAGAAUAUGAGACCGGUUUCGAAAAGGGUGGCCAAACUCGAGAGCAUGCUAUGCUGGCAAAGACUCAAGGUGUGAACAAGCUUGUCGUCGUCAUCAACAAGAUGGAUGAUCCUACUGUGGAGUGGUCAGAGAAGAGAUACACCGAGUGCACAACCAAACUCGCACAAUUCUUGAAAGGAACCGGAUACAAUCUCAAGACAGAUGUUUUCUUCAUGCCCAUCGCCGCACAGCAAUUGAUGGGUCUCAAAGACCGAAUUCCACCGGGAGUGUGCUCAUUCUACGAUGGACCGUCUUUGCUCGAGUAUCUCGACGGCAUGGCUGCGCUGGAAAGAAAAGUCAAUGCUCCAUUCAUGAUGCCGGUGAACGGAAAGUAUCGUGACAUGGGUACCCUCGUCGAAGGUAAGAUUGAGGCUGGUGUCAUCAAGAAGAACAUGUCGUUAGUCAUGAUGCCCAACCGAGAUAAGGUUGAGGUAGCGGCGCUCUAUGGAGAGACUGAAGAUGAAACCAAUAUGGCACAAUGCGGAGACCAAGUUCGCGUUCGAUUGCGUGGUAUCGAAGAAGAAGAUAUCCUGCCUGGUUUCGUUCUGUGCUCACCAAAGCGAUUGGUACAUUGUGUUAGUGCAUUUGAGGCACAAAUUCGAAUUCUGGAUCUGAAGAGUAUCUUGUCAGCUGGAUUCAACUGCGUCUUGCACGUUCAUUCCGCAAUCGAAGAAGUCACAUUCGCUGCCUUACUUCACACAUUGCAGAAGGGUACAGGUCGGAGAAGUAAGAAGGCACCCACUCAUGCCAAGAGAGGAGACAGCAUCAUUGCGAGAAUGGAGGUUAUUGGUGGGGCAGGAUCUGUUUGUGUAGAAAGAUUUGAGGACUAUCCUCAAUUGGGAAGAUUUACGCUAAGAGAUCAGGGUCAAACGAUCGCUAUCGGCAAGAUUACGAAGCUGAUCAAGGCGGAGGACGAUGCCCAAGCUGCUUAGAUGGCUAAUGGGGCUCUUAUUGAAAUGACUAACGAAUCUGGGGUGGCGGUGGUCUGUGGCGCAGAGGAAGAACCAUUCUGCAUUCAAAUAGAGAACUUCAUGUAGACUAGGCUUUAGGCAUCAGGUCAUGGCCAGGGUUCAUGUAGCGCUGAGGGAAACACACUCCACCAAAUAAAAGCCUUCAAUUCAGAAAAUUGUCUUGUCACCUAGGCAUCCAACAGAGCUUUUUUGUAUACCUAGG
Mollisia scopiformis is the source of this 2520-nucleotide messenger RNA. RefSeq names its product elongation factor Tu GTP binding domain-containing protein. NCBI's taxonomy places the organism in Eukaryota, Fungi, Ascomycota, Leotiomycetes, Helotiales, Mollisiaceae. Gene Ontology annotation, molecular function: GTP binding; GTPase activity; translation release factor activity. The coding region runs from base 123 to 2279 and encodes 718 amino acids. The transcript has 3 exons. Gene Ontology annotation, cellular component: translation release factor complex. The record is from RefSeq and is a predicted model, not a curated record. Gene Ontology annotation, biological process: translational termination; nuclear-transcribed mRNA catabolic process, deadenylation-dependent decay; translation.